CGGCGCUGUCACAUAGCAGUACCGGGCGACCCGCCGUCAGUGCGCCGGCUGUGCUUGAUGCCUGAUCGGAACCUGGAUAGCCUGUUCGCCGGGGUGACUUCCCCAGUGAAACUACGGAUCAAGUCGAGUUCUACCAUUCAUUUCGAAUGCUCUAAAGAUGCUGAUAGGCAGCAGGCCAGAGGUACCCUUCUUUGGGACACAGAGAUACUGCCAACAGACAGUGCAGCCUUCAUACUUCCAGCAGUGACGACAGAUAUCCCGGCUGACUUACCGUACGAGACAGACAUUCAGCCUGUAGACCCCAAUCUACCAUACCCUGACCAUUGCAACUGUCAGAUGUCUGAAUCUGUACAGUCACCUCCAAUACUUUGCGACAUGCAAACAGAGUCACAACUAGACCCUCUUGUAUGUAGCUUGGAGGACUUGCAUUUUUCUUCAGAUGGGGGGGAGUCGGAUGACCAAGAUCUAGAUGCAGAGUUGGAAGAAGACGAAGACACAGAUAACCAUGCUGCAAAUCGUAUGAGUGGGCAGAUUUUUUCUGUUGUUGGCUCUACGUGGCAUACUAGUUGUCAGGCUGUGCUAGAUAAGUGUGAAAAACUGAGAAGGGAGGGAGAAGAUGUCAAAGUCCAGGUAGCCUUUGAGCCCACCAAUAUCAAGGAUAGGAAUGCCAUCGUGUUUGAAAUGUUCAUAGAAAACACUUGGCAGAUAGUGGGUUAUUGCCCAGGCCCCAAAGUCCCCAAACUGACAAGAGCAAUGAGAAAUGGUUUCAUCACUGAGAUUGCGAUGCACAAGUUGACUCAUUCCUUCUGCUUCCCUGCAAAGAAAUUCAUGUACAAAGUUCAGGUGAAGAUUGUGAAGAGAGGGAUUUGGGAAGGCGAUGCAAAAGACUACAGGUUCAAUUCGGUCAUUGUAUAAAAAGUAUAACGAGGCAACAACCCAUCAAC
This is a messenger RNA of Branchiostoma floridae (Florida lancelet), 944 nucleotides long. RefSeq lists its product as uncharacterized. The transcript is spliced from 2 exons. The record is from RefSeq and is a predicted model, not a curated record. Lineage: Eukaryota; Metazoa; Chordata; Leptocardii; Amphioxiformes; Branchiostomatidae. Bases 58 to 915 code for a protein of 285 amino acids.